Messenger RNA from Pelmatolapia mariae (spotted tilapia), 1788 nucleotides. It is a transcript of the gene trarg1a, whose product is annotated as trafficking regulator of GLUT4 (SLC2A4) 1a. NCBI's taxonomy places the organism in Eukaryota, Metazoa, Chordata, Actinopteri, Cichliformes, Cichlidae. The coding region runs from base 9 to 551 and encodes 180 amino acids. The transcript is spliced from 3 exons. The record is from RefSeq and is a predicted model, not a curated record. Gene Ontology annotation, cellular component: membrane.
AGGUGAACAUGGCGAUCAACACGGAUGCCAACUUCCAGAGAUCCAGUUUGGGUGAGGGCGGAGGAGGCGCUCCGCCGCCAGACUUCCAGGAAACUGAGAAACUACUUGCAGUGACCACUGAGCCUGGAGGGAACCAGAUGAACAUGUCCACCUCCUUCACGGUCAACGUGGGCAGCGACAAGGGUCUGGAAGCCGAGGAGAACGGCCACAGCGUCUCCGUGAGAUCGGGCUCCACCGGGCAGCUGGCCGCCUCCGCCCCUCUCUCCCCUUCCAAGGCGAGUCUGAGCCGCUCCUCCACCGGCAACGCAGUCCAGGAGACCCCGAAGCCCCGGGAUUACCUCAUCCUGGUCAUCAUCUCCUGCAUUUGCCCCGUUUGGCCCAUCAGCAUCGUGGCACUGGUGUACUCCAUCAUGUCCAGAAACAGUCUCCAGGCGGGGGAUAUAGACGGGGCCAGGAGGCUGGGUAAACUGGCUCGUCUGCUCAGUAUCUUCUCCAUUGUCUUGGGCGUGGUCAUGAUCACAGUCUACGUCUCAGUUUCAGUUUCCAAAUGAACUCGCGAGAGAUGAUCUUUCAGCAAGUAAACAAAUGAAAAACACCAUUCAGAGAUGCAUGUAUUAGAAUCUGGUUAGCAUUUGCUUGACAAAAAUAAUGAAAAUCCUGAUGUAAAUCUGUCAGGUUAAAACAGAGGAGGAAGAAAAUGCAGAUUUGUUUGUGGUCAGAAGGAACCCCGUGUGUUUCCCAGUGUGGAACAUGGACUUCUCUCAAUGAAGACAAUAAUCUGUGUAUGAGGAGAGAGCGACUUUCUCUGUAUGAGAUGGAGCUUCUUUGGAAAAAUGGAUUUGGGGUUUUGUCUCCAAACUUUGGACAGCUGCAUAUAAUCCUCAUAUAUUCCUUAUCGAAUCUUUUGCAUUCAAAGCAUAUACAGUUACAAAUAUAUUUGAAAUGUGGAUAGAAAAAAAAUACAUAUAUACAUUGUAUAUGUACAUUUUAUAUAAUGUUUGUAUGCCAAGCGGUGCUGGGUUUGCUAAGGCUGUCAUAGUGGCUCCUUUGUCAGUACCUGGAUGCUCAGUGGAAACUCAAAGGUUUGUGAAAGUGGGCAGGGGACAUAAUUGUUUUUAUUUAUUAUAAUUUUUCAUUGAAAACAAAAAAAAUACAAGACCAAGUGCAUGCCUGAAUGUAGCUCACCGAAUCUCUGCCUUCAUUUUGACUGUUAUUUCCAUGUUUCUUACCUUUUCCAGGAGUCUGAGAGACUAGCAGGUUUGCACAUGUGAGACUGUUUUGUGUACAUCUAAUUAUUUACCACAAACAUGACUUAGUCUCAGCUACACCUUCAGGUGUUGUUUCUCCUCACCAUAUUCCCUUAUAAUUAAUUUUACGUGUGUGUGUGCGUGCGUGCGUGUGCACGUGUGUUUGCUGCCUUUCUACACCAUAGCUCCCUAUUUGGCAUUGUUAUACAAUGACUGUUAAAUGUCACUGAUUGUUUCACUGAAUGUUUUUUCCAGCUUGUUGUAUUGGUAUAAAAUGUAUUUAUACAGGAAAAUAUAUAUGCAAUAUGUACGCAUGCUAUGGGCCAAACAGGCUGACACAAACUUGUUUUUUUUUUUUUAACAACAAGCAGGUCUAUAAGUUCAACUUAGUAACAAUGAAAAGCAUUUAAACAAAAAACACAAGCAUUCUGUAAAGUUCAAGCCUGACAAAUUGUCUGUAUUCAUAAUUUUAUCAAAGAGAUGCAGUUUAUUGAUCUGCCUGUGGAUACAUAACAAGGCUUGUGAGCAUAGAUAAAAUUCA